UUCGCAAUGGCUACAAACCGAGGGGUCAAACAUGUUUCAGUUGUCGUUUUUCUGCACGUUUUGUGAUCUGUGUUUUUUCUGUGAUGUCAGAAGACCUAGGGGGUUGUUCUAAAAGACGAAUUCACAGUGUUUUAUAAUUGCAAAGCUUCUGUAGCUGUGAGCCACCUGAACUCAACUCACCUCUAACUGUAACAGUGCUGUUAGUUUAGUUCAAAAUGAGGACGUUACUGAAGGUGGUCAGCAUUAGCAGGACUUCUGUCCGUUCUUUUACCCCAGCACAGGGUGCCAAGGGGUUUUCAGUGCUGGAGUGCCGCUUAGGAUAUACACAGAAAGCAGUGGGAAUAUGGGCUGUGGUGCUGAGCAGACAUUGUUCGACGUCUGUGGAAGGCCGGACCGAGCCAUCCAUGCUGAGACACCUAACCUCCAAGAUCACAGCCACUGGACCUAUUACAGUAGCGGAGUACAUGCGAGAGGUUCUCACCAACCCAGUUUCAGGAUAUUAUGUGAAGAAUGAUAUGCUGGGAGCUGAUGGAGAUUUUAUCACAUCACCAGAAAUAAGCCAGAUCUUUGGAGAGCUGGUAGGUGUCUGGUGUGUGAGUGAGUGGAUGGCUGCAGGAAAACCUAAAGCACUUCAGCUCGUAGAACUCGGGCCAGGAAGAGGUUCCCUGACCAGCGACAUCCUCAGGGUUUUCCGUCAGUUGCAGUCGGCUCUAAAUGGGGCAGCAGUGUCCGUCCACCUGGUAGAGGUCAGUCCAAAGUUAAGCCAGGUCCAGGCUAAAUGUCUGACUGGCGAGCACACUCAGGUGUGUGUGAGUGAUGAAGAGGUAGUGUACCGCACCGGCACCUCACACACCGGCCUGCCGAUUGCUUGGUACCGCAGAAUAGAGGACGUCCCCAAAGGUUUCAGUAUAUUCUUAGCCCAUGAGUUCUUUGAUGCUCUACCCAUCCACAAGUUUCAGAGAACAGAAAAGGGUUGGAGAGAGGUGAUGGUUGAUAUUGACCCAGAGGAACCGGAAAAGCUGAGAUUUGUGGUUUUCCCUGCUCCUACACUUGCCUCCACUACACUAAUACAAGCAGACGAGAAGCGAGAGCAUGUGGAGGUUUGCCCAGAAGGUGGAGUCAUUGUUCAGAAGUUGGCCAAUCGGAUUGUGGAGGAUGGAGGUGCAGCACUUAUCACAGACUAUGGACAUGAUGGGACAAAGAUGGACACUUUCAGAGGCUUCAGGGGCCAUAAACUGCAUGAUGUUCUGCUGGCUCCUGGUACUGCAGAUUUGACCGCAGACGUAGACUUCAGCUAUCUGAGGAGGAUAGCUGGAGAUGACGUCGUCUGUCUGGGACCAAUCACACAGAGAACCUUCUUGAAGAACAUGGGCAUCGAUACACGCUUACAGGUCUUGUUGAGGAACUGCCAUGAUGCCUCUACGCGAGCUCAGCUCAUCCAAAGCUACGACAUGCUGACCAACCCUGAGAAAAUGGGCCAGAGGUUCCAGUUCUUCUCUCUGCUGUCUCGCAGCCGGCUGGCUGAGCCGCAGGAGGAGGGAGAGGGGCUGAAGAGGAGAAAGAAAGGCAGAGCGCCGCUGCCUGUGGCUGGAUUCUCUGAACUUGGCCUGCAGUGAGGGCCACAGCACUCAUAUGGACAAAAGUAUGAAUUAAAACUCAUUAGUUCUCAGAAACUGGA
Messenger RNA from Colossoma macropomum (tambaqui), 1678 nucleotides. It is a transcript of the gene ndufaf7, whose product is annotated as NADH:ubiquinone oxidoreductase complex assembly factor 7. Gene Ontology annotation, molecular function: protein-arginine omega-N symmetric methyltransferase activity. Gene Ontology annotation, cellular component: mitochondrion. NCBI's taxonomy places the organism in Eukaryota, Metazoa, Chordata, Actinopteri, Characiformes, Serrasalmidae. Gene Ontology annotation, biological process: mitochondrial respiratory chain complex I assembly. The coding region runs from base 216 to 1616 and encodes 466 amino acids. The transcript has 10 exons. The record is from RefSeq and is a predicted model, not a curated record.